CUGGAACGGAUUUUACCGCAUUAGAAAUCAAAACGGGAUCAGAACGGGAUCAGAACGGCAGUUUACCGCACUGCGAUUCCUUUUUCUUGAAACCGUUCUCAGAACGGUUUGCUAUAGCGCAUGCGUAUUAGAUCUUGUGGGCGGUGUACCAAUGACGUCGCCACUCGGUGGUUGUUUUGACCCGGAAGUCGUCCGAUGACUUCCUUGUGGGGUGUAAAGAUGGCGUCGGAGAAAGCAUUUUUUGAUCUUGUGAGCAUGGUAGAGAAAGAAGAAGAGCGAAGAAGGAGAAGAAUGAGUCGCAUUGCCAAAUCGCUUGUCCUCAUUUCGCGCCGGAGGGCUGCUUUGAGUAAGAUUGCAGUUAUGGCUGCCAGCGGCAAUCUAGAUAUAUCCAGUUGUCUGGCAUGGAUGGCGACCUGGCCUCGCAUCCCACGUUGGUGGCAGCAACCCCGGGAGCGGACCAACUGGUGGAGUGACGAAGUCCUCCAGCGAUGGGAUAACGACAUGUGGGUUUCUAACUUCCGCAUGUCUAAAGAAACCCUUUUUGAUCUGGCUAACAUUUUAAGACCAGAGCUGGAGCGUGGGGAGUCUAGAUUCCGGAGUCCCAUCCCGGUGGAGAAGAGAGUGGCCCUAACUAUUUGGUGGCUCUCAAGCCCUCUGAUGUAUAGGAAGGCGGCUUCCCGUUUUGAGGUUGGAAUAUCCACAGCUGCAGAAAUUGCCAUCGAGGUGUGCCUUGCUAUGGAGAAGCUGCUGCUGAGGAAAACUAUCCAGCUUGGAAACUACCAAACGAUUAUGGAUGGAUUUCAGAGACUUGGAUUCCCACACUGCAUAGGAGCUAUUGAUGGAACUCAUAUUUCUUUUUUCCCACCACUGGGACGCAGAGAGGAAUACAUCAACCGCAAGCAGGGAUUUUCAAUUGUUCUGCAAGCAACUACAGACCACAGUGGAAGGCUAAUUGACAUAGAAGUAGGGAAUUGUGGGAGAUCUCACGAUAGCCACAUAUUUAACAAUUCUGCUAUCUGUGAAGUGAUGGAUGAAGGCUGUUUUGUGCCCGGAAAUCCCACCCUGCAUGUCCACGAUGUAGCCAUUCCACCACUGAUUAUAGGGGAUGGUGCCUACCCAAUCAGGAAAUGGCUAAUGACACCAUAUCGUGGAGAAUUAACACCUGACAAACUUGCUUAUAACAAUGCCCAUUGUAAGGCAAGGUGCGUGGUGGAGAGAUGUUUUUCGCGACUGAAAUCUAGGUGGGGUUGUCUUUCUGGUAGACUAACUGUGAAAGAGGAAAAUUUUAUCUCUGUGGUUACAGCAUGUGCCAUCCUGCACAAUAUUUGUGAGACGAGGGGAGAAGUCCUUGAUCCCGAUGUUGAACCACCUGCGAAAAUUGUCCUCCCAGCUUUCUCAAAUAACAGCAGAGGACACUCUACAAAUCACAAAAAAGAGGGUCAAGCCGUUAGAUCUGCAGUAACUAGCAUUAUUUUGGGUCGGUAA
Molecule: messenger RNA, 1485 nt
Organism: Sceloporus undulatus (fence lizard)
Lineage: Eukaryota; Metazoa; Chordata; Lepidosauria; Squamata; Phrynosomatidae
Product: putative nuclease HARBI1
Exons: 2
Coding region: 196-1485 (429 amino acids)
Source: RefSeq, a predicted model, not a curated record